AAAAAAAAAAAAGAAAAAAAAAAGGGAGACUGCAAACCAUCUCGUACUGCUACCACUCACUCACCAAGUCUGACUUCGGACUCGGCAAUUCGCUGCCGAAAUCUGCACUCGGUUGUGCUCUGGCAGGCGAAUUCUCGUGCGCAUCUCUCCAAGCUGCGUCAUGGGCAACACCAGGGCGCCCGUGGGAUCCCAGUUAUGCUUCGGUAUUUGUUCAGUGCGCGCGAGCCCGCCCCUCAACCGCCAUCCGAACCACAAGAGCCUACGCUGGAGCUUGAGCCCGACACCCCCGCUGCCGCGAUACCGACCACGGGCAGGAAGCGCAAGGCCAGCGAUGCUGUUCCGACCAAUCACGAUGGCCCCAGCCUCUCCCAAAGGCCCGCGCAACGAAGGCGCCUAGUGGAAGGCGACCAGAUUUUCCCGCAGAGGCCUCCGAGCGAGGGAAGUUGCCAUUCAGAGGAUGGACAACCUGCGUCUUCCUCGUUGACAACCCCUCCAACAGAAUCGACCCGGGCCCCCAAACCAAAUACCGACACGACGGUGGAGUAUGAGGCGAACAUCAUACAGACCACGAAGAAGCGGUCACCCGCCAAGCUCAAGGCUCGACCGGCUCCGACAAGCGAUAGCGAGGCCGACGGCCAUGGCACGCAGAGCAGCACCGAUGACGACAAACAACUGCUACCCCGCAAGGCACGGCUUAGUGUUGACCUCUCCACUCCCACCCACACGGACGAUCAAUGUGCGAUUUCUUUCGAUGACGCAGAAACCCGAUAUGGAUUCGCAAGCCAGAGUCCUCCAAGCCACACACAGGCCACCGUGUAUGACUUCGCAACCCAGAGUCCGCCGAACCACACACAGGCCACCGUAUACGACUUCCCAAGCCAGAGUCCGCCGAGCCGCACACAGGCCACCGUGCGGAGUCCUGUGGCUCGUCGCGGAAGGCCACACAAGCCUCUACAAGAGGAGCUCGCCGACGACCAGAGUGAUUCCGAAAGCAGCGAGUAUGAUCCUUUGAGCAUUGGCGUCCGCCAGCGAACCCCUGGCAAGCAGCAGGCCGACGAUGCUUUCGAGUCCUCUCAUCUCGCCGCCCCGCAGAAGAGUAACAACAAGGACGACGAGGAGGAGCAGGACUGCCAGCUGGAAGACAACGAGGAGGAGCAGGACCGCCAGCUGGAAGAUGACGAGGAGGAGCAAGAUGGCCAUCUGGAAGAUGACGAUGGGCAGGUGGCCAUAAUCGAGUCCAAUUCCGACCCUGAGGCCAUCCCAAUCAUCCUCAACGAAGACGUCACCGACAAAAAGUUCACCAUCAGCUCCAUCGUCGACCACCGGCGAGAUGCAGAUAUUGACCACGCAUUCGAAUUGUCGGUCCGGUGGGUGAACUUUGCGGAACCGAGCUGGGAGUCGGAGCGGUCUAUCCAGGCCCAGGUACCCGAGCUCUUGUAUAAAUACUGGGAAAGCGUUGGAGGGCGUCCCAUUACCGGGGCGUUUCGCGUGUUCUCGGUGCUGCGGCACUGGUCUGCUAGGCCACUUCGGGUAGACUCACGGGGACCCCAGCCUAAGAAGCGCACGAAAUAUCUCGUGCAGUGGGAGGGCUACUCUGCGGAUCCUCAGCACACGUCUGUGGAGACCAGGGAGAAGCUUCGCGAUAUCGCGCCCCGUGAAUUGGACCUAUAUCUCGAGCAUGUCAGAGAACAGCGGCAGGCCAAGUAAUGUGACCAUACCUGUUGGCCCCUUUUUUCACUCUCAGUUCAAACUGGAGUCAAGGCUAUUGGGGACAUCACGACGUAUUCCAGCGCCGGGCACAAGCUUAAUGGUGAAAGUGGAGUUUGGUAAAAUGGGAACGGGGAUUGGAUUCCGCACUGGCGGGUACGAGUUGGCGUCGAAGGCGUACGGCACAGUAAAGGAGAGUCAUCGCCUUCAGGGGACAUUGUUCAAAACCGUAUCCAGCGUUGAUUUCAGUGGUAAUUAACCAAAAGAUAAUAACACAACAUCGCCAUUAACGCCUACGCACUCUGAUAGUCCGGACUGUGGCACAACUGGCAGCUCUCAAC
This is a messenger RNA of Gaeumannomyces tritici R3-111a-1, 2048 nucleotides long. RefSeq lists its product as hypothetical. Bases 196 to 1707 code for a protein of 503 amino acids. The transcript has a single exon. The record is from RefSeq and is a predicted model, not a curated record. Lineage: Eukaryota; Fungi; Ascomycota; Sordariomycetes; Magnaporthales; Magnaporthaceae.